Messenger RNA from Protopolystoma xenopodis, 1032 nucleotides. The record is from the annotation of a GenBank genome assembly. NCBI's taxonomy places the organism in Eukaryota, Metazoa, Platyhelminthes, Monogenea, Polystomatidea, Polystomatidae.
ACUUCCACUACAACUCGUCAACUCACCUUGACUGACCGUUUGCUAUCGGAUACAAUUUCUGUACCAUUGGGCACUCACAAUCAUCAGUUGGCCAGAGUGGCCAUCGCGUCGAUUGGGCGUCUCUUCAGCCCCAUCCAACAUUCACACCAAAAGGCAACUUUAACACUCUUAACUUGCACAAACAGGUCAUGUCUCUGGUUGACCGUCGCAGCUGAUCACAGCUUCGUUUGCCGGCCUAUAAACGGACAAACUGGCGGUCAAGGCGGGCAUUUACGCCAAUUUGCACACAUACACUCACAUCACGCCGUUGUUGCGAACACUCGAUCCGUCACUGUUGCUACCCAAAGCAGCCUAGGGACUCUGGUUUAUGCCAGUCCAACCGAAGGGUCAACUGAAGGGUGGAACAGUUUGUUCGACUCGUCUCUUCGCUCGGUGCGACUGUUGAUUGUAACGGAUCGUCGGGACGCCCGGAACUCGCCUCCUUACGAUGGUCCCCUGUUGGUCGUGGGGGCCGGGCUCUUCGGCACCGGGACGACCAGUCUGUGCUCCGCGCUUGAGCUGCUCUACGGCCGGCCGUGCUACCGGCUGUCCACACUGCGGUCUGAUGAUCCCGAUCUGGAGGCAUGGAUCCGUCUGCUCGAAUUGGCCGAAGCGAGGAAGCAACGGCGAGUCGCUCGAAAGCGUCGUCAAGCCAAAUUGGCGUCCGGCCAAGAGGGACAGGGUUGGCGGUUGGCGAAAGCCAAUGAAGAGGCCUGGCCUGACGACAAGUCCAUGGCGAGAGCUCGGCUGAAGGAGGAAGAGGAGGAGAAGGAGGAGAGACGUACUGAGGCCGAGAUCACCAAACUCCUGACCAGAUUAUUGCGCGGCUUCGUAGCUGCUGUCGAUCUACCGGUGGCGCUGUUCUACCGCGAAUUAAUCAACCUCUUCCCACACGUUAAGGUAGGUUUGAAGCUGAUCAUCUUUUUUUGUCUUCGUGCUUUGGUAAAUUAUCGUCAAGCAUGGGGUCCUGAUCCGACGAUGUCAGUGACAUGA